Molecule: messenger RNA, 648 nt
Organism: Desarmillaria tabescens
Lineage: Eukaryota; Fungi; Basidiomycota; Agaricomycetes; Agaricales; Physalacriaceae
Exons: 3
Coding region: 1-648 (215 amino acids)
Source: RefSeq, a predicted model, not a curated record
AUGGAGGGUCAGCCUCUGAUUGGUGACGGUCGAGGUCUAUACAAAAUUCAUAUCCUGGGGAACAGCGGUACGUCAAGACGUGAAUACACGCGUACUUACUCUGAUUUUCCCCAGAGCACUCUCGCUGCUCGCCUUUCACUGAUCCUCGGAAUUCCACAUAUUUCUCUCGACCGGCUUUUCUGGGGUCCCGAUUGGAAAGCAGCGUCGGAAGAAGAGUUUCGCGCCAAGAUCAUAGCUGCAAUGGAGCAGAGUCCCAAUGGGUGGAUUAUUGACGGGGACUACCAGCGGCGCGGAGGGGUGAUAGUCCAGGAGCAGGCAACGGACGUCAUAUGGCUCGAUCCCCCGCUCAUCCUGUACUUUCCUCGCAUCAUGGUUCGUACGUUCCUCCGUCUUGUCGGCCUUCGUCCGCCAUGCAGUCCCGGGUGCCCAGAGUCAUUUAGAGAGGUCUUCUUCGACCGGAACAGUAUUCUUCUGUGGUGUCUGACCCAACACAGGGUGAAUAGGCAAAGGGGGGAAACUCGCAUGAAAGAGAUCGGUAUUGGAGUUGGAACCCAGCUCGACAACCGAAAGAUGCGUAGGAUUGGUGGGUGGGGGAGCGAACUCGAGAGAUGGAUCAAGAGCGUCAAGGAUAUGGUUCAAGAAAAGUAG